AUGGGAAUUUCAAACGUGAAUGGAGCGGAGUUCAAAGACACCACGGCAGCAAAACAUCCAGUUUGGAAGCGAUGGGUUCGCUUCAGAGCGGAAGAUGGUAAAAUAUAUGGUGGCGAGCCAGUGAAUCCGGAUAUUGAUGUGGGCCAAGCCAUAGAAAAGAAGGUCGACGUCUCAGUCAAAGUCGUGGCUGGUAACUCGGCAUUAGAUUAUGAUGCUUCAUUCACGGGUGAAAUUAAAACAAUUGAUGAACUGCUAUCGCCAGUCUCGCAAAUCGAAGCUGGGACUGUUCGUUGCGUCGGCUUAAACUACAAGGAGCACGCAGCCGAGAUGAAGUUGACUCUUCCAAACACACCAACUGUAUUUUUGAAGGCUAGCACUUGCAUUGCAUCUGCAUCCGAACCAAUUAUACUUCCCUCCAACGUGGACUAUGAUGAAGCAGACUAUGAAGUUGAGCUGGCGAUAGUCAUCGGCAGAAAAUGCAAGAAUGCUUCGGUGUCCCAAGCAGCCGACUAUGUUUUGGGCUAUGCAGUCGCCAAUGAUGUGACAGCCCGCAAACAUCAAGAGAAGACAUCACAGUGGUCUUAUGCAAAGGGAAUGGACGGAUUUUGCCCACUCGGUCCAUGUAUCGUGUCUACAGAACAAAUACCCGACGCUGCAAUUUUGAAUUUGAAGACACGUCUCAAUGGAAAGAUCAUGCAGAAUGGAUCCGCCGAUGACAUGAUCUUCAGCAUACCAGAAAUUGUGUCUUAUGUUUCUCAGGGCCACACAUUACUGCCCGGAACCGUCAUCAUCACCGGAACGCCUUGUGGCAUUGGUAUCUCACAGAGCCCACCACAGUUCCUCCAGCCCGGAGACGAGUUGCGGAUAAGCAUAAGUCAUGGGUUAGGCACUCAAAUAUGCCCGAUUGCGAGAGAUUGA
This is a messenger RNA of Penicillium samsonianum, 918 nucleotides long. RefSeq names its product fumarylacetoacetate hydrolase family protein. The record is from RefSeq and is a predicted model, not a curated record. The coding region runs from base 1 to 918 and encodes 305 amino acids. NCBI's taxonomy places the organism in Eukaryota, Fungi, Ascomycota, Eurotiomycetes, Eurotiales, Aspergillaceae. Gene Ontology annotation, molecular function: acetylpyruvate hydrolase activity. The transcript has 6 exons.